ACCGGAAACUGCACUGAGGAUUGUGGGUUGGCGGCAUCAAUGCGACUCAUCUUCAGACAAGUGCGACAGUUUGGGAAAAUGGCAUCAGAGGCAAAGAGAGCCAAGCUAACCGCAGAGGAGAGAGACUCUGUCCUCUCACCUCUAAAAUCAGCUGGCUGGGUCAUGGUGGAUGGGAGAGAUGCCAUUUACAAAGAAUUCAUGUUCAAGAAUUUCAACCAGGCCUUUGGUUUUAUGACCAGAGUGGCCCUCCUGGCAGAAAAGAUGGACCACCAUCCAGAGUGGUUCAAUGUCUACAAUAAGGUUCAGAUAACACUGAGCACUCAUGAUGUCAGUGGUCUGUCGGACAAAGAUGUGAAGCUGGCCAACUUCAUUGAAAAGGCAGCCCAAGUCCAGUAACCAUUGAUACAUGUAACCAUGGGUACAAGUUGCCAUGGAAACAUGGUAACUAAUUUCAUUCCACUCAACAGCAUAAUAGCAGUGCAUUUUUGAUUGUGUUCAUCUACUAGUAUUAAAAUGUAUUUAAGAAGUGUCAUUUUUUGUGAUUGCUAAGGUAUCAUGUAAGUGCUUCAUGCUCUUUUCAAAACAUCUUUUGAAGCAACACAAAUGGGAUCCUCUAAGUUUUCAUCAAUAUUAAAAUAAAAGAAUGUAUUAUGAAGCUUAAAAUAUUUGAAUAGUGUCCUUUUUGGCAAUUCGGUAACUUAAACAAUAUCUCCACAGUUUUAUAUUGAUAUUUUUUUCAAUGAGUAUGAAUUCAUGCAUUAACAUGUUAUCUGGCUGAUCAAUAUUUAAGUGACCGGGGGCCCUGUUUAACAAAAGCAAUUUAGAUGAAAAAAUUGGUCUAAACUUUUUAUCUAUCCAUAUAGGUUGUCCACUUCACUCCCAUUUGCUUUCAAAUUGUUGACUAAUGAUUUAAUAGGGUUAUUAUACCUUGACACCAGAUAUAGUCCACAUAAAAGUUUUAGUAAUAGAACCAUGAACUUUGUUAGAGAUCAAUACUUGAGUGAAUUACUCUGAAUUUAUCUCACUGACACUGAAGUAGACCAAGUUCUUGUGUUCUAAAAGUUUAGACCAAUUUUUGGGCUAAUGUUCUUUUGUUAAAACAGCCCUGUUGUUAGCUUUUAUUUAGCUUUAAUUUAGAGAUAUAUAGCUAUUUGGUAUAAAUAUUUUGAUGUGUUAAAACACAUUAGGACACUGAUUUAUGGAAUUAACUUUUUGUCUUGUUCAGAAGAGUCAGUUUAGGGGAUCUUUCUAAAUAUGUGUUUUU
Lingula anatina is the source of this 1264-nucleotide messenger RNA. Its product is annotated as putative pterin-4-alpha-carbinolamine dehydratase. Lineage: Eukaryota; Metazoa; Brachiopoda; Lingulata; Lingulida; Lingulidae. Gene Ontology annotation, biological process: tetrahydrobiopterin biosynthetic process. Gene Ontology annotation, molecular function: 4-alpha-hydroxytetrahydrobiopterin dehydratase activity. The record is from RefSeq and is a predicted model, not a curated record.